AUCAUUUGUUGUUGGGGGAGCCUGGGAUGGGUCUGGUAGGUGGACAUCAUGCUGGGAGGGAGUUUGACGUUGGGAGGGAGGGCCACUCGCGGCUGGCCGGUCCCCAGCGAGGGCGCGCCGCCGUGAGCAGGCACCGGGUACCCGCCACCUCCGAAACUCGCGACGGAGGCUUGACGGUGGGAGUCGCGGUCGAACCCGCUUCCCGUCCCGUAGUCGCUACGCGCCGAGGAGAAGGUGGACGGUUGUAGAGGGCCGUCGGAAUUGCGGAGGCGGCCGUGAUCCUGAGCCAUACAGUUGAACCUCUGGGAAAUGAUGGGGGAGAGGGGGGAACCGUAAACGGAGCUCCACGCCGUUUUCAGCGCUCACUACCGAGGGUGACCUGAUCUCGAGGAAGAAGCGAGACAGGUCCGGAGAGUAGCGGGGGAAAGAUAUCAGAGCCAAGGGUUUUCCCCUAUCUGCGCAUGCGCGUGUCGAAUAACAACGUGCGCAGGAACCUCGCCCAAUCCCUUUCUUCUCUCACGGGACCCAGGACCGAGCCCAGGACGGUAGCUAGCUGUGACAGAUGGCAGAGGAGACUCACUCGGCUCUGGUGAACUUUCUCUCGGACCCGGCCACGCUGGUCGGGCUGGGUGUGGUGGCUGCGGGAACGGCUUACUAUCUCUCCUCGCGGACCACUCCCUUCUCGCCCCCCGUACCUCUGGGGAACCAGACAUCCGAGGUCCCUAAUGUCUUUUCCUCGGAGGGUGGUGAGCGUGCAAGAAAGUCGCCGUUCCAGAAGACGGACGACCUGAUGACUUCCUUCUACGAGGAUGCCAAGACCCUCUACCAGAGCUUCCAGAGGGGCAAGAGGGAGUCCAAGAACGGCCCUUGCUUGGGAUGGAGGGUCGGACCAGACCAUCCUUAUCAGUGGCUCUCCUAUCAAGAGUUUGGGGCCGGACUGGUUCAACUUGGAGUCGAGACUGGUCAGGACUCGUUUGUCGGGAUUUACGCUCGAAACUCACCAGAGUGGGUGGUGACCGAGCAGUCGUGCAACUACUAUUCCCGAGUUCUGGUACCACUGUAUGACACCCUGGGAGCUGAGGCUGUGGCUUACAUCAUCAACCAAACCUGUAUGUCGGUGGUGGUGUGCGAGGCGUCAAAACUGCUCCCUCUCAUCAAGCACAGCGGAAACUGUCCCUCCCUUCGUCUCAUCAUCACGAUGGCCAACUCGAUCUCCUCGGAGGAGAGGGAUGCUGCCCAGCAGGCCGGCCUUGUCCUGCACACCAUGGCUGACGUCAAGGUAAUGGGGAGAGAGACACCAGUGGAACUCAUGCCUGCUGCAGUAGAAUCGUUGGCCACCAUCUGUUACACCAGUGGAACCACUGGGAAUCCAAAGGGAGUCAUUCUGACCAAUGAGAACAUGGUCGCCGACGCCUCCGGAGUCCUCGCCUUAGUGGAGUCCAGUAUCACGAUUGGACCGGAAGAUGUCCAUAUAUCCUAUCUACCUCUGGCUCACAUGAUGGAGAGAUUGGUGGAGCUGUUUCUGUUCAUGAAUGGAGCCAGAGUCGGGUUCUUCAGAGGUGAUGUGAAGGAGCUGGUGAACGACAUUCAGGCUCUGAAACCAACCUUCUUUGUCUCCGUCCCUCGCCUCCUCAAUAGGGUCUACGACAAGGUCAUUGCUGGAGUGUCAGCGUCGCCAAUAAAGAAGUGGCUCUUUCAGAAAGCCAUGGCGUCCAAAAGGAGAGAAAUUGAAAGAGGUGUCAUAAGGAGAGAUUCGAUGUGGGACUGGAUCGUGUUCAGCAAGAUCCAAAACACGCUGGGUGGGCGUGUCCGAAUCAUUGUGACUGGCUCCGCCCCCAUCAGUGCUAAAGUCAUGGAUUUCCUCCGCUGUGCUUUCGGCUGUCUGGUUCUGGAGGGAUAUGGGCAGACAGAGUGUGCUGCCGCGGCAUCGGGCACUGUACCCGGCGAUAUCAGAGGAGGCCACGUGGGGGUGCCCCUGCCGUGUAACAUCAUCAAGUUGGUCGACGUGGCGGAGAUGGACUACUUCGCUGAGAACGGAGAGGGCGAGAUAUGUUUCAAAGGACCAAAUGUAUUCAAAGGUUACUACAAGGAUGAGGAGAAGACCAAGGAGGCCCUGGACUCGGAUGGAUGGCUCCACUCGGGAGACAUCGGUCGCUGGGAGCCAAACGGGACUCUCAGGAUUGUGGACAGGAAGAAACACAUCUUCAAGUUGGCACAGGGGGAGUACAUCGCUCCAGAGAAGAUUGAGAACAUGUACAUCACCAGCAAGUAUGUGGCACAGACGUACGUCUAUGGAGACAGUCUGAAGGCGGCUCUGGUUGCCAUCGUGGUGCCCGAUGAAGAGGUUGUCUUGAAGUGGGCCAAAGACAACCGGAAGACUGAGACUUUUGAGGAUCUUUGUCAGACACAGGAGUUGAAGAAGCUGAUACACAAGGACAUGACACAGACUGGGAAAGAGGGUGGACUGCAUUCCUUUGAACAGGCUAGUCACCUACAUCUAGAAUCUGCCAAGUAUGCACUCAGCAAUCUCAACCCUAACUGUGCCAAGGCCAUAUUCCUGGAGUCGGAGCCAUUCUCCGUGGACAACAACGGUCUCACCCCAACCUUCAAAUUGAGGAGACCUUUCCUCAAGUCAAAGUACAUGGCUACAUUUGUCCAGCUGUACUCACAGCUCCCGUCCUAGUAGACUGCGAGUCUAUACUAACACUGGCUACUCUUAUAGACGGUGUGCAUUGCUCACAUUGUAGUGCGUUACAACUGCUGUUUCUAUUGUUGUGGUUGAUUGUCUUUUCCAUAUAGAGCCCACUGGUCACACAGGUUUUAGUAAAGCAAAGAAGAAUGCACUGUCACAUAGUACAAAAAUAAUAUAGACAGACCGCAAAAAAUUUUAAGAUGCUCUAAAAAACUAUAUAGUACCUAGUGGACCAAUAAAUACUAUGGGUAAAAUACUAGGAACAAUAAUUAUUAUGGCACAAGUAAUACAGCUCUCUAUAAUACAGACGACCAAAUUAACACGAGAAGGGGGAGUGGUUGUUAUGCCAACGUGGCAUGGGAAGGGGCGGGGUUGGGUGUGGCUGGCUGGGAAGGGGUGGAGGCCUGGAGCAGGGAGACGGCGGCCAUGUAGUGUGUGAACUCUUCGAAGCUGACACAACCAUCUUUGUCUUCGUCCAUCUGGUGGAGGAUUCUCUUGACCUGCUCCGUGAACCCUGCACUCUCCAUGCCACUGCUACUGCCGAGGUUAGCAGCAAACUGCUCCAGCUCAGCCAGACUCAGCUGACCGUCUCUGUUCUUGUCGAUGGAGUCAAACACCAGUUUGAUCUGGUUCAUGUCGCUCUCCCCAAUCUUGUCCAGCAGGCUCUUGGAGAUGGAGUCCGAGAGGUCGGUGGGUGGGUCCGGGCUGGGUGUCCUGGCUGCCACGCCCUUUUCCAGUGAUCUGCGAGAUAUUUGCACCCUCCUGCACGCAACAUUCGCACACACUAUACAUCAUAAUAGUAUAUAGAAUGGUUCCCAUCUUGUGUAUAUAGACAAGCUUUCCCCAUUUCACUCCAAACUUUCUUCCCAAGCAACACCAAACAAGAGUAAAAUGAAAAGCACUAAAGUGCAAACCCUCGGCACACUGUGGAACCCAUACACAAGUGUGGCACCACCACAAUUGA
This is a messenger RNA of Geodia barretti, 3656 nucleotides long. NCBI's taxonomy places the organism in Eukaryota, Metazoa, Porifera, Demospongiae, Tetractinellida, Geodiidae. The record is from the annotation of a GenBank genome assembly.